GCUGACUGUAUUGUUUAUGUUUUUGCACCAAACAAAAAAACAACUCAUUUGAAGUUCUAUCGUAGAGUUUAAUAGUUGUGAAAAUAAUUUUAAGGUAUUUAUAAUGCCACGUACCUUUUUAAAGUUAAUUUUACUCUAUUUAUCUAUUGGCUCAUCAUUGCAAGAUGCUUCUGAUAUUCGUAGAAAACAGAAUGACCAUAAACCAAAGGAAUUGACUCGUUCAAUUAUUAAAAAGAUAUCGGAAAUGAAUGAUAUUGCUCACUUUAAUGAAAUACUAGAUAAUAUAUUGAUACCGAGAGUUGUUGGAACUGAGAAUCACAAAAAAGUUCGAGAAUAUAUUGUUAAAGAAUUAAAAGAAUUAAAAUGGACAAUCGAGCUUGAUAAAUUUGAUGAUAAAACCCCAAAUAUGGGAACCUUAACAUUUACCAAUAUUAUAGCUAAAUUAAAUCCAAAUGCCGAUAGAUACCUCGUAUUGGCUUGUCACUAUGACAGCAAGUACUUCCCAAAUGAUGAAUUUUUAGGUGCAACUGAUUCAGCAGUUCCUUGUGCAAUGUUAAUAAAUAUGGCAACCACAAUGUCAUCGCAUUUAAACAAAGUAAAAGACAAUAAUGAUGUCAGCUUAAUGUUUAUAUUUUUUGACGGUGAAGAAGCCUUUAAAGAAUGGAAAGCUGACGAUUCAAUUUAUGGUGCUCGACAUUUAGCAAAAAAAUAUGAAGAUGAAGGAUUCCUUCCGAAAAUUGAUAUGCUCGUUUUACUUGAUCUUAUAGGUAGUCCUGAUCCUGCCUUUUACAGUUUAAAUCCAGAGACUCUAACGUGGUAUUUAAGACUAGAAAGAACUGAAGAUACAUUAGGCAGUAUGAGUCUCCUUAAAAGCUACACAAGAUCAGGUGUUUCUAGAGAAGAUCCACCAAGAUAUUUCCAGCAACAAUCCCUUCAUGCUGGCAUUGAAGACGAUCACAUUCCAUUUAUGAGACGAAAUGUAAAAAUUUUACAUUUAAUUCCUCUUCCAUUCCCAAGUGUUUGGCAUAAGAUCGAAGACGAUAGAAAAGCAAUUGAUGUUGAUACAGUUGAAAACUUAAUGAAAAUUUUGCGAAUUUUUAUAGCUGAAUAUUUGUAUAUCGACAUCGAUGAGUGAUUAUUAAUGGUUAAUCAACUAUUUAUUGUUGAGCAGUGUGACUUAAAGCACAAAAAUAUACCAAUUUUACACAAAUCAAUGA
Messenger RNA from Chironomus riparius, 1217 nucleotides. The record is from the annotation of a GenBank genome assembly. NCBI's taxonomy places the organism in Eukaryota, Metazoa, Arthropoda, Insecta, Diptera, Chironomidae.